AUGUUUAGAAUUGCAGCUAGAUCAUCAGCCCGUGCCGUUAGUUUGCCAGUGCAAAGAUUGCCAUUGGUCAACAAUGCUAUGCGUUUCUAUGCUGGUACUCCAAUUACCAAGGACGAAGUCGUUAGUCGUGCAUUUGAAGCUUUAAAAACUGUUGCUACCUUGCAGGAAUCGAAACUUUCAUUGGAAAGCUCUUUCCAAAAAGAUUUGGGAUUGGAUUCAUUAGAUACAGUUGAAGCUUUGGUUGCUUUAGAAGAAGAGUUUGAUUUGGAGAUUCCAGACAAGAUUGCCGACGAUAUCAAGACUGUUGGUGAAGCUGUGGACUACAUCUACAAAGAGGAAACCAAGGAAUAA
Molecule: messenger RNA, 351 nt
Organism: Lodderomyces elongisporus
Lineage: Eukaryota; Fungi; Ascomycota; Pichiomycetes; Serinales; Debaryomycetaceae
Gene: ACP12
Product: acyl carrier protein
Exons: 1
Coding region: 1-351 (116 amino acids)
Biological process (GO): fatty acid biosynthetic process
Cellular component (GO): mitochondrion
Molecular function (GO): acyl carrier activity; acyl binding
Source: RefSeq, a predicted model, not a curated record